AUGGGUGAGCGCGAUACUGCAGCCAGCCGAGAGGCGUCUGCGGGCGACGUCGUGCCAGGCGCGUCUGUCGACUGCCCUGGCGACGCGAGCGAGAAGAAGCCACUGUCCGGCGACCGCAUUCAGAUGCAAGAGGAGAUUCCUACCGACAAUGGCCUUGGCAGGUACGACACGAUAUGGCGUCGACUCUUGACGCCGCCCGACUGCCGAUGGAACAAGAUCUCACCGCCCGCCUUCACCACCGGCCUGUGUGUCUUGUACGCAUUGUCUGCCACCUUUACCGUUGCGAACUUGUACUACAACCAGCCAAUCCUGGACAAAAUCGCCGUCACAUUUGACGUCACCUAUGAGCAGUCCUCUCAAGUGCCUACUCUGCUUCAGGCUGGGUACGCUGCUGGCUUGAUCUUCAUUCUGCCCCUCGGUGACAUGGUCGAGCGACGGGCCUUCAUCCUUGCCCUCGUCCUGCUGACAGCCACAUUGUGGAUUUCCCUAUGCGUUACCACAUCCUUCACAACCUUCCGUAUCAUCUCCUUCAUCUGCGGUGCGACGACAGUGACCCCUCAGCUCAUGAUUCCUCUUGUUGGUGACUUUGCGCCUCCUGAACGAAAAGGCGCCAACCUGUCCAUCGUCACGUCCGGGCUGCUCCUGGGCAUGCUGGUCGCCCGGCUGCUCUCCGGCGUCGUGGCCAACUACACAGCAUGGAGGAACAUUUACUGGCUCGCCUGCGGAGCGCAGUACGUGCUCGGCCUGAUGCUCUACCUCUUCAUGCCAGACUACCCUGCCACCAACCCAGACACCCUCCACUACCUCAGGGCACUGUGGUCGAUCCCCAAGAUGAUGUUCACGGAACCCGUGCUCAUCCAGGCGUGCGCCAUGGCCUUCACCAUGAGCAGCUGCUUCACCUCGUUCUGGACGACGGUCACCUUCCUGCUCGUCUCGCCACCGUACGAGUACCCGUCUCUCGUGGUGGGCCUGUUCUCGCUGCUCAACAUUGUCGCAUUGGUGUCUGUCCCCCUGUACGGCCGCAUCAUUGAUCGCUUCGUCCCGCUGUUCUCCAUCCUCUUGGGCCAGAUGGUCAUGCUGGGCGGCAUCAUUUUUGGCACCUUCACCGGCACCUUUACCGUCGCAGGGCCCAUCCUGCAGGCCAUCGGCAUCGACGUCGGGGUCCAGAUCGCCCAAGUCGCCAAUCGCUCGUCCAUCUUCUCCAUCAACCCCAAGGCUAGGAACCGCGUCAACACGGCCUACAUGGCGUGCGCGUUUGCGGGCCAGCUGACGGGCACAGCCGUCGGCAAUCGCCUCUACGCUGCGGGGGGCUGGCGGUACAGCGGCGGCUGCAGCAGUAAGGUACCAAUGAUCCAGUGCUGA
This is a messenger RNA of Emericellopsis cladophorae, 1362 nucleotides long. RefSeq lists its product as uncharacterized. The record is from RefSeq and is a predicted model, not a curated record. NCBI's taxonomy places the organism in Eukaryota, Fungi, Ascomycota, Sordariomycetes, Hypocreales, Bionectriaceae. The coding region runs from base 1 to 1362 and encodes 453 amino acids. Gene Ontology annotation, molecular function: transmembrane transporter activity. The transcript is spliced from 3 exons. Gene Ontology annotation, biological process: transmembrane transport.